AUGGCCUUCGCUCAGAACCUCGGACGGUUUGUCGUCCCCCUCGCGCUCGGCGCGGCCGUCAUUGACUCGGCCAUGUACGACGUCCCCGGUGGAUACCGUGCCGUCAUGUUCGACCGUUUCAAGGGUGUUCUUCCCAACUCUGUCGGUGAGGGAACGCACCUGCUCGUGCCCUGGAUGCAGCGCGCGAUUCUGUACGACAUCCGCAUCAAGCCGCGCAACAUCUCGACAACGACGGGAUCCAAGGACAUGCAGAUGGUCUCGAUCACGCUCCGUGUCAUGUCCAGGCCGAACAUUAACAAGCUCCCGCAGAUCUACCAGAAUCUCGGACAGGAUUACGACGAGCGUGUCCUUCCCUCGAUCGGCAACGAGGUCCUGAAGGCUAUUGUGGCCCAGUUCGACGCGUCCGAGCUCAUCACGAACCGUGAGAUCGUCUCGGCGCGUAUCCGCGACGACCUCCUGAACCGUGCCAAGGACUUCGGUAUUGAGCUCGAGGAUGUUUCUAUUGAGUUCACGUCGGCCGUCGAGCAGAAGCAGAUCGCGCAGCAGGACGCCGAGCGUGCCAAGUUCGUCGUCGAGAAGGCCGAGCAGGAGCGCCAGGCCGCCGUCAUCCGCGCCGAGGGAGAGGCUGAGGCUGCCGCCGUCAUCUCCGCCGCCCUCAACAAGGCCGGAGACGCUUUCGUCCAGUUCCGCAAGAUCGAGACGGCACGGGAUGUCGCUCGCACAUUAGCUUCCACAAUGGAGGUUCGAUCAGCUAACAUGCCAGCCAACACGCUCGCCCAGUCGCGCAACGUCUCGGAGGCGUCUCGCCUCGAGUGCCCCAUGUGCAAGAAAACAGUUUUUUCUGUGACCAAGACUGCUUCAAGAAGAACUGUCCAGCACAAGCUCGUGCACAACAUUGUGCAGAUGGCGGUCGAGAAGAACGAGGAGGCCGACGCCACGAUCCCGCCCCAGAUGCGCGACUACAAGUUCACUGGUCCGCUGCGACCCGUCUACCCCCUGUCCGAGAAGCGCGAGGGCUUCUCCGCCGCCGAGGCUGUGCGCGAGCGCGGCGUCAAGGUGUGCAACGCCGAGGAGAUUGAGGGCAUGCGUAAGGUGUGCAAGCUCUCGCGCGAGGUGCUCGACUACACUGCGUCGUUCAUCCGCCCCGGCAUCACGACGGACGAGCUCGAUGCGAUCUGCCACCAGGCCUGUGUUGACCGCGGAGCGUACCCCUCGCCGCUGAACUAUGCCAAGUUCCCCAAGUCGGUGUGCACGAGUGUGAACGAGGUCAUCUGCCACGGUAUCCCCGACAAGCGGCCGCUGGAGGAGGGCGACAUCAUCAACCUGGAUGUGUCGCUGUUCUACGGCGGCUUCCACGGCGACCUGAACGCGACGUACCCCGUGGGCAAGUGCGACGAGAAGUCGCUCGACCUGAUCAAGACGACAAAGGAGGCGAUGGACGAGGCCAUCAAGAUCUGCAAGCCCGGCGUGCCCUACCGCGAGAUCGGCAACAAGAUCGAGUCCAUCGUCAAGCCCAAGGGCUACAGCAUCGUGCGCCGGUAUACGGGCCACGGCAUUCACCACCUGUUCCACUGCGCGCCGACAAUCGUGCACUACGCGAACAGCAAGACGCCCGGCCGCAUGGAGCCGGGCAACAUCUUCACGAUCGAGCCCAUGAUCAACAUGGGCACGGCCAACCUCGACCAUUGGCGCGACGACUGGACCGCCGUCACGCUCGACGGCAAGCGCAGCGCCCAGUUUGAGGAGACCAUUCUCAUCACCGAGACCGGAUACGAGAUCCUCACCCGGACGAGCGCGAGCAAGAAGAAGAAGAACAAGAAGAAGAACAAGAAGAAGAACGCCGCUAACGGCGCCGCGGCUGCCAACGGGGCCGCCGAGGCCGAGGAGGAGGAAGAGGACGACGACGCCACCCCCGAUGCUGGCACACCCGCCGCCACUGAUUAG
This is a messenger RNA of Trichosporon asahii var. asahii CBS 2479, 1944 nucleotides long. RefSeq lists its product as uncharacterized. Gene Ontology annotation, cellular component: membrane. The record is from RefSeq and is a predicted model, not a curated record. The coding region runs from base 1 to 1944 and encodes 647 amino acids. The transcript has 11 exons. Lineage: Eukaryota; Fungi; Basidiomycota; Tremellomycetes; Trichosporonales; Trichosporonaceae. Gene Ontology annotation, biological process: proteolysis. Gene Ontology annotation, molecular function: metalloaminopeptidase activity.